This is a messenger RNA of Ananas comosus (pineapple), 3673 nucleotides long. Its product is annotated as nucleolar protein 6. The record is from RefSeq and is a predicted model, not a curated record. Gene Ontology annotation, biological process: tRNA export from nucleus; rRNA processing. Gene Ontology annotation, cellular component: CURI complex; small-subunit processome; UTP-C complex. The transcript is spliced from 25 exons. Lineage: Eukaryota; Viridiplantae; Streptophyta; Magnoliopsida; Poales; Bromeliaceae. Bases 132 to 3293 code for a protein of 1053 amino acids.
AUUCCUUCUCUCCCGCGACGCUCUAAAACCUUUUCCCUCCCCGUCCCCUCCAAAACCCUAAACCCUUACUUCUCGUCGCCGCCGCAUAAGAGAAACCCUAAACACAUCGGAGGACACGAUCGCCGCCUCCAAUGGCGCUGGAGACGGCGUCGAUGGAUCUGAAGCUCCGAGAGCUCCUGGGAGAGGUGCGGCUCGGCGAUUCCGCCGCAGAAACCCUAGAUCGACUCGUCUCGUCCGUCGCCGAGGCGAUUGGGUCGAUCCCCGACCAAGAGAUCGGCGCCGAUGCUGGCCUCGGGUUCGUUCGGGACCUCCGCGUCGCGUAUAAUAAGGUCGGCUUCACAUUCAAGCGUCCGGAGGCCGUAGAAGUUUCGGGAAGCCACUCGGUUGGGUGCGUCGCGAAGCCCGAUGUCAAUGUCGAUCUUCUAGUUCGGAUGCCAAAGGAGUGCUUUCAUGAGAAGGAUUAUCUGAAUCAUCGGUAUCAUGCAAAGAGAUGCCUUUACUUAUGUGUUAUAGAGAGGAGUCUGAGAUCUUUACCAUCAAUUCGGAGGAUCAAAUGGUCUACGUUUCAGAAUGAGGCUCGAAAACCUGUUCUGCUGAUAUAUCCAGCGACGGAUCUUCCUGAACUUACUGAGUUUUACAUUCGGAUAAUUCCGGUUGCCACAUCACUCUUCAGCCCGGCAAAGUUAAGUUUGACGAGGAAUAAUGUCCGUGCUUUUAACCAAGGUGGUGUAACUCAGGCUACUCCGAAGUACAAUAGUAGUAUAUUGGAAGACAUGUUCUUGGAGGAAAAUGCUGGGAUUGUGAAGAAAGCUUUUCAGGACUGGAAAACUCUAGAAGAGGCUUUAAUUUUGCUAAAAGUUUGGGCACGCCAAAGAAGUUCUCUCUUUACGCAUGAUUGCCUCAACGGAUACUUGAUAUCUAUCCUUGUGGCAUUUCUUACUGGAGAAACUGGAGGGAACAUUAUUAACAAGUCAAUGAGUGCGCUGCAGAUUUUCCGUGUCACAUUGAAGUUUAUUGCAACUUCAAAUACAUGGGAGAAGGGCCUAGCACUUAGGCCAAUGGGGAAGCAUAGUUUGCCCAAGGAUAUGACUCAGUAUUUGCAAUCAUUUGCUGUUGUCAUUUGUGAUGUCUCUGGCCAUUUAAAUUUGGCAUUCCGGAUGACUAGGGCAGCUUUCGUAGAGCUUCAAGAUGAGGCUGCUCGCACACUUAAUUGCAUUGAUAAAUGUGGAGAUGCUGGGUUUGAAGAGAUUUUCAUAAAUAAAGUUGACUUCGCUUCUAAAUUUGAUUCUUGCCUGAGGAUAAACCUUGAAGGAAAUUCUAAGGUUUUUGCAUCGGAUUUUUGCUUGGAUGAUGAAUGCUGGCGAGUAUGUGAAAAGGAUGUGCAUUCUCUUCUGCAACAAGGACUGACUGAUAGAGCAAAGCUGAUACGUGCUAUCUGGAGAAACAUGCCGUCUGAAUGGAGAAUCGAUGAUGGAUUUUCAAAUUUUGGUAAUGAGCAAAUGCUUGUCGGUAUAUCAAUUAGCUCCCAGGAUACAAGUUUUCGAGUAGUUGAUGUGGGCCCAAACCCUGAGAACAAAGAGGAGGCCAUCAAAUUCAGAAAGUUUUGGGGAGAAAAAGCAGAACUUAGGAGAUUUAAGGACGGGACAAUUGCAGAGAGCACUGUGUGGGAUUGUGAGCCCUGGGAAAGACAUCUGAUUAUCAAGAGAAUCACGGAAUAUGUGCUCUCUAGACAUUUUCUACUACUAAAAGAACACAUGGUUCAUACAGUUGAUCAGCUUGACUUCUCCCUGCAUCUUGGUGGUAAAGAUCCCGUAUUCUAUUCAGGACUUAUUCUUGGAGCUUUUGAUGUUUUAUCUAAGCGGCUGUGGCUUUUAGACGAAAUCCCUUUGAAAGUGUCCAGUGUGCAGCCUCUUGAUCCAGCUUUCAGGCAUACGUCUGUCUUCCCUCCCGAACCUCAUCCCUUGGCUUUUGAGAAGAGUUCUAAUAAAAGACCACCAAAUUUUGUGGCGACUUGUCUUCAACCACUUGAAGUUAUGAUUCAGUUAGAGGGCUCAGGUAACUGGCCCAUGGACCAUGUAGCUAUUGAGAAGACGAAGUCUGCAUUUCUUCUAAAAAUUGCAGAAAGUCUUCAGGAUCGGUGGGGAAUGUUUUGUACAGCCACUGAGGAUGAGGUGAAUGUCCAUACAUCUGGAUAUUCAUUUUCGCUAAAAAUUUUGCAUGAAAGAGGCUUGAGUAUGUUGAAAAAUCAAGCUAGUACUGAUGGCAAGCCGAGAACUACUCCAUCCAUAGAUAAGGAGCUAUUCUUAAGAAGCCAGCAUUCGAGUAUGAUAAAUGGUUUGCAUGGCCGUUACCCCAUUUAUGGGCCAGUUGUCAGGCUUGCAAAACGAUGGGUUUCUGCACAUUUGUUUUCCUUAUUCCUAGCAGAGGAGGCGAUCGAAUUGGUAGUUGCCUACUUGUUUUUGAAGCCAUUUCCAUUUAAUGCUCCCUGUUCGCGGAUCACUGGAUUUCUUAGAUUCUUGCGCCUACUGUCCAAUUUCGACUGGACCUUCUCUCCGCUGAUUGUUGAUAUAAACAACGAUUUCACGGCAAAGGAUGAAAAAGAGAUUAAUGAAAACUUCUUACUGAACAGAAAAUCUUAUGAAGAAAAUCCUGAUGAUAUAGAACGAGCUAUGUUUCUUGCUACAUCCUAUGAUAAAACAUCUGAAGCGUGGACUAAGUACUCACCCAACAAGCUGGUGCUGAAGCGAAUAGCCGCUUAUGCUCGAAGCAGUGCGGACCUCUUAACCAAUUUAAUCCUCCAAGGUCCCUCUGGUCCAUACACAUGGGAGUGCGUUUUUAGGACUCCUUUGAACAACUAUGAUGCUGUAGUUCUUCUACAUCGUGAUAAACUUUCUCGUCCGCGCCACCUUCUUUUUCCUGCCGAGGUUCAAUCUGGUAAGCUGGUAAUUUGUGGUAAACCAAGUAAGGCCUUCAAUCCCUACAUGCCGCUUCGAGGUGCUGUGAAAAGUCUGGAAGAUGCGAGAGAUAAGCUAUUGGUAAACUUUGAUCCUACCACAUGUUUCCUGGAGGAUCUUAAGAAAGAAUUCCCGGACAUGUUUAAGAUGUGGUAUGAUUCCGUCGGAGGGGACGCGAUUGGUCUAACAUGGGAGAAAAGGAUCUCCAAGAAACGUAACCGGGACGAGGAAGAUGAAAUGAGAAUAGAUCCAUUAGAGAUUCUUAAGCAAGUUGGGGAGGUGGGAAAAGGGCUGGUGAAGAGUGUGCAUCUCCUCAAGGCUCCAAGAGUUGGGAGAUAAGCCACACAUUACAUUUUAUUCAUGUGCAAUUAUUUAUGUCACACACAUAUACUCCCUUGAAGCGAAAGGGAGCGAGCAAAUAUGCUCCGGCGAGGCAAAGGAAAAGUUGGCGGCGAGGGGUUUUGCAGGAGUGCGAAUUUCUCUAAACCCUUUAAUCGAAGUAGAAUCUCGAAACUACUCAAAAUUUCCGAAGGGGGAGGAGCUCCUUGAAUGCUUAUUAGAAGUGAAUAUGGCUUUGAUGGGAGAGCUAAAAGUUAAAAAAUUGAGUGUGUACAAGGUGUAAUAUUGCAUAUCUAUUUCAUGAAGGGAUUAUUUGUUGUACCAACUGAAAAACUUGUUAUCUUAAAUUUUUUUUAAUUUAGUGAUUUUUGUAUCUAACA